CUUCCCCAGACGCCCAAGAACGAGAGGGAAGUCACCUGUCCUGCUCGCCACGCUGACGUCACAUCGCGCCACCACGCCGGCCGCGCGAUCGCGAGGGCGGUGGCGGGCGCGCCGGAACACGAGGCAGCUUCACUUUCGCGGCGCGCUUGAUAGGGAUCGGUCGAUAUCGGAUUUCGCGGAUUCGUACUUACGCACUUAGGUUACCUAGGUUUAGGCUAAUCAUAUUCUUAUAACGUUGAUUUCAUUAAAUUUAAUUGUUGUUGAUCGUUUUUCGUAUUUUCUUACUCUGAUUCCUAAAAUCAGAUAGCGGGAUUAGAUAACUUACGCUAGUGGCAUCCAGGCAGCUCGUGUUAUCGUUAAAUAUUUAAAAAUCGAAUUCCGUUAGCUUGUUGCGCGAUAGUUCGUGUAGUUAUUCCGUUGUUCUAAAUCUAUUCGAAGUUAUACCUGCGUCUUUGCUUGUGAUAGCUUAAUAAUUGGCUUAUUGUGGUGCUUCUUAUAAUUUACAUUCGUAGCUAGUAAUCGUUUUGCAAUCGUGUUGUUUUUAAAUGUAGUUUUGCUUGCUUUGUUUUAUUAACUAAUCUAUGCACAUAGUUUAAGGAUAUUUAUGCGUGUACAUAGCUACGCUAUAGCUAAUAGUUUGCUUUUGUUUAUGUUGUACAAGUGUGCAGGUAGUUAAUUACGUAUUAAUUUAAAACCGAAUUGCUAACGACUUUACUUAAAUAUGCUUCUACCGUUACCGAGUUCGUAUUUGAGUUGAUUUAUUUUCUACUGUUCGAAAUGUCGGAGAAAUCAUCCAAUCGUAAACGUAAGCGUAGUCGGAAUAGAAAUGACGACGAUGAUUCGGUACUAAAUACGAUAUUACGUAAAAUAAGGAAACUUGAGGAUAAAAUAGGGUCCACGUCGACAACGCCGCGCCCGCCUUCGCCGGUUUCAAAUGGCUUUUCUGUUUCUGCUUAUGAUUCACAGCGAGCAACGACACCACCACUGCCGGCCCCAGGUGCUGCUACGCUGAUGGCACUUCCGACAGUUAUGGAGGGUCCAGCAGCAGAGAUUGAAAAGCCUCCGAUCUCUGUCGCAAGUCCUCCCGUCGACGAGGUAACGGAGAGGAUCGUGGGAACGCUGUCGUCGCUCUUGCAACUGACGAGCAAGCAAGUGAUGAAGAAGAUCGAGCGGACGAGGGCGUCACGCUGUCAGGGACGGCCGUAUUACCAGAAACUUCCCCAGACGCCCAAGAACGAGAGGGAAGUCACCUGUCCUGCUCGCCACGCUGACGUCACAUCGCGCCACCACGCCGGCCGCGCGAUCGCGAGGGCGGUGGCGGGCGCGCCGGAACACGAGGCAGCUUCACUUUCGCGGCGCGCUUGAUAGGGAUCGGUCGAUAUCGGAUUUCGCGGAUUCGUACUUACGCACUUAGGUUACCUAGGUUUAGGCUAAUCAUAUUCUUAUAACGUUGAUUUCAUUAAAUUUAAUUGUUGUUGAU
Molecule: messenger RNA, 1480 nt
Organism: Leguminivora glycinivorella
Lineage: Eukaryota; Metazoa; Arthropoda; Insecta; Lepidoptera; Tortricidae
Exons: 2
Coding region: 778-1365 (195 amino acids)
Source: RefSeq, a predicted model, not a curated record